Molecule: messenger RNA, 1023 nt
Organism: Coffea arabica (coffee)
Lineage: Eukaryota; Viridiplantae; Streptophyta; Magnoliopsida; Gentianales; Rubiaceae
Product: receptor-like protein kinase FERONIA
Biological process (GO): protein phosphorylation
Molecular function (GO): transmembrane receptor protein tyrosine kinase activity
Source: RefSeq, a predicted model, not a curated record
AUGGCGGUUACAAAACCCCAGCAACUGCCACCUAUGACUAGAGGUGUCAAAAUGGGUGAUGUAGCUAUAAACUGUGGCUCUGUUGGCAACUCAGCUGCACUUGACGGCCGUGAAUGGAUUGGAGAAGCAUCCUCGAAGUUCAUGCCUUCACUGCAACCAAGGGGCAAAUCAAGAAGCUCAACUGCACUUCAAGUAUCGUCAUUGUCUGUUGAUCCAGUUCCCUACACGACAGCAAGAAUCUCUGCCACUCCAUUCUACUAUACAUUUCAGGUCAGUCCAGGUCAGAAAUUUAUUCGCCUCCAUUUUUACCCUGCUUCCUAUCGAGGCUUUGAAAAGUCUAUGGACUUUUUCACUGUUAAAGCUGGUCCAUUCACCCUCCUAAGGGACUUUAGUGCUUCGUACGCCGCUGAUACUUCAAGUGUCAAGUACCUUGUAAAGGAAUUCUGCGUGAAUGUAGAAGAAAAUAGGGAAUUGAACAUCGUUUUUUCCCCUUCUCUGAGUAGCAAGUCAAGAAACACAUGUGCUUUUGUGAAUGGUAUCGAGUUAAUUUCGAUACCGACUGGUCUUUACCACACACCUGACGGUGAUUUGGGUGCCCGCAUUGUUAAUCUGAUGAAUCGAUUCCAUGUCAUUGACAAUAGCACUGCACUUGAAGUGAUUCAGAGGUUGAAUAUUGGCGGGAACUCUAUCUCACCAAUAGAGGAUUUUGGCAUGUUUCGAAGAUGGAGUGAGGAUGCUAAUUACUUGCUAGAACCUGCUGGAGUUCAUCAAGUGAGCCAUUUGGCAAAGAGGAUUAAAUACACAAACAUGCCAGCGUUCAUUGCACCACCAAAACUUUACCAAACCUCCUGGAAAAUAGAAAGAGAUGCAAGAGCAAACAAGAUGCACAAGCUUACAUGGAAAAUACCGGCAGAUUUAGGCUUUGGAUACUUGGUCAGGCUUCAUGUUUCCCAGUUUGGAGCAGAGAUGUCAACAAACGGGCAAAUGGAAUUCAGAGUCCUCAUAAACAAUCAUAUAGCUUAG